AUGAAGCUUCUAUUCCCAGAGGAGCUUAUUGAUGAGAAUCUAGAAGGAUUCAAGGAGAGAGUGACAAGAACUCUAAAGCUUUUUCCUAAGGCAGUAGUGCCAAGGGACAUUCAUGGAGAGAUUGUCUAUCCAGCUGUGAAUCACCCACCAGAUACUCAUUGCAAGGAGAAAAGACUUGGAGGAUCAAGAUGCCUCUUGUCUCUAUCUUCUCCUGAGCGCCAAGCCUUACAGAUAGAAGGAGAAAAAGGUGUGAAAACACAAUCCGCGCCAAAACAUUGGCCGCGGACGCGCAAAGGUGAUUUUGGCCGAGCAAUUCCAUUCUGGCCGACCGUUACGGUCGAGCCGGGAAGGAACAAGCCGUGCUCGGCCGGAUUCACUCUAUUGCGGGAAAGUUCGCGACGGCCGAACCGUUACGCGAUCGGGAAAGAUUUACGCGACGGACCGACCGUGCCGGUCGAUCCGGGAAACAUACGCUCGGCCUCGGCCGAAAUUCUCUCGGCCAAACGAAUUUGGCCGACCAAAUCGCUCGACCGCGACAAAAUCCAUCGGCCAUCGGCCCAAAACUUUUCUAGGCCAAGGUAA
Molecule: messenger RNA, 582 nt
Organism: Microthlaspi erraticum
Lineage: Eukaryota; Viridiplantae; Streptophyta; Magnoliopsida; Brassicales; Brassicaceae
Source: the annotation of a GenBank genome assembly